ACAAUCUGCCCCAGUGGACCUCUGCUCUACUUGUUUCCGUUGAAUGCCGGAGACUCUGCGCGUAGAAACGUGAGAACUGAGAAGCGUCAAGUCAAGGCAAUAUUUGUGAAUUUCGAAUUAAGAGAGAGAGAGAGGCUCUCCGGUUGAUUUCCGAGAAGUAGACGAAGGACAAGUCAACAAGACUGGUUUCUUUGCGGCUUCGUCUGCUCUUAUUCUGAUUUUUUCGGGCGAUCGAAUCUAGUGUUCUUAUACUGUUUUCGGACUUCAGAGUAGAGUCAUCGGUACAGGCUUCCUUAAAUACCAAACCCACUUGCCUUUCUUUCUCCCUCUUUGUCUGUCUGUUUGUCUCUUCUAGAGCAACUAGCGAGGGAAAUUCAGAGCGAAGUUUUAAUCAUCUCAGAAGGGUUGCUCCGGAGAACACUGGGUUUGUGAACCAAGUUGACUAGCUCUAGUGGAAGUUAAUUACAGACGGUUUAUUGAUUUGCUGUUGAAAAUUGUGCAGGUUUCUCUUUGGUUUAGUCCCUGAGAAAUGGCUAGUGAUGAAAAAGAUGAAGUGCCCAUGUUAUCAAACACUGAUUCUCAGUCAUUGGAUGAAAGCUUGGAUGUUGAAUUCCCAAGAUUUUCAUCAAGGAACAGGAGUGCAUCCAUGUCUAUAACAAUGAACUCUGUGCACUUAAAUGAAGGUGAAAAUAACUUUGUAGGUUAUACUGGUCCUUUGCGGAAUGAAAGGAGAACUCCCUUUGUGCAGAUGAGUGGUCCUUUAUAUAUCAGCCGGAAACCUGAGAACUUUAAUCGACCAAUGCAUGGGUCAAUUGAUGACAAAAUAUCAAUACUUACAGCCGAACACUAUCCUUCAUUUAAUGGAAGGGAUAAAAAAGAAUGGAUGGAUGAAAGUUAUGCCCGCAAGAAUGAACAUUUGUUGAGGUCCGGGCCAUUGGGAGUAUGCAAUGAUCCUUACUGCACAACAUGUCCAACAUACAAUUUCAGUGGAUUUCAACAAAAGAACUCAAAGUUCCAUAAUGCUUUCUAUGAUGAUGCUAAGAGUCAGACAAGGAGGAUUUGUACCCUCUUACAGUCAUAUAUACCUGGUGUUAUGAACCCUCAUACUAAAAUUGUUCAGCAAUGGAAUCAAUUUUUUGUCAUUUCUUGCUUAGUGGCGAUUUUUGUAGACCCCUUGUUUUUCUUCCUGCUUUCUGCAAAGGAGGAGUACAAAUGCAUAGUUCUUAAUUGGCCCAUGACAAAAACACUUGUGGCUCUUAGAAGUUUGACUGAUUUUGUUUACUUUCUGCACAUGCUACUUCAGUUUAGGUUGGCUUAUGUUGCUCCUGAAUCUAGAGUUGUGGGUGCUGGUGAAUUAGUUGAUGAUCCGAAGACAAUUGCUCUCCAUUACCUUGUAGGCUACUUUUUACUUGAUAUAGUUGUGGUACUGCCACUUCCUCAGAUCCUGAUAUUGCUUGUAUUUCCCAAGUAUGUUGGGUCAGCAAAUUAUGCAAAAAAUCUAUUACGAGCAUCGAUUCUUUUACAAUACAUACCCAGGCUUUUCAGGUGCUUGCCUUUGCUUGCUGGUCAAUCGUCAAAUGGCUUCAUAUUUGAAUCAGCAUGGGCCAACUUUGUAAUCAAUCUUCUUGUGUUCAUGCUGGCUGGACAUGUUGUAGGAUCGUGUUGGUACCUACUUGGGCUACAGAGGGUCAAUCAAUGCCUUAGAGAUGCAUGUGAUUCUUAUGGAAUGGGGAAUUCUUCUCGAGUUGGUUAUUGCAGGGACUUCAUAGAUUGCGGGCAUGGUGAUCCAAAAAUGGAGCCAUUACUAGAAUGGAAUGACUGGAAAAACCAUACAGAUGCAAAUAAUUGUUUUUCCAAAGAUGCUCCUUUUAAUUACGGAAUCUACAUUCAAGCUGUUAAUAUUACUGGGAAAUCCAGUAUCAUUACAAGAUAUAUAUAUUCCUUGUUUUGGGGUUUCCAGCAAAUCAGCACGCUUGCCGGAAACCAAGUUCCUAGUGAUUUUGAAUGGGAAGUUCUUUUUACCAUGGCAAUUAUUGGACUUGGCCUCUUACUUUUUGCAUUACUGAUUGGAAAUAUACAAAAUUAUUUGCAAGCCCUUGGAAGGAGGGGACUAGAAAUGCAGCUAAGGCGUCGUGAUGUUGAGAAGUGGAUGAGUCAUAGACGUUUGCCUCUACCACUAAGAAGGCAAGUACGACAAUCAGAACAUUUCAAUUGGGCUGCAACACAAGGUGUAAAUGAAGAAAUGUUGCUGGAUAAUUUGCCAGAGGAUCUCCAAAGAGAUAUAUGCCGUCAUCUCUUUAAGUUUCUUAAUAAAGUUCGGAUUUUUGCCCUAAUGGAGGAUCCCAUCUUAGAUGCCAUCCGUGAGAGACUAAGACAGAGGAUAUACAUAGAAGGAAGCCACAUUUUAACUGUUGGUAGGCCAGUUGAAAAAAUGGUUUUUAUUGUCCGGGGGCAAAUGGAGAGCAUUGGAGAAGAUCAGAGUGUAGUCCCCUUAUCAGAGGGAGAUGUUUGUGGCGAGGAGCUUCUUAUAUGGUGUCUUGAGAAUUCUUCAGUGAGCAAAGGUACAAUUCUUAUUCUUGAUUUGCACUUUCCCUUCAGCUAA
This is a messenger RNA of Nelumbo nucifera (sacred lotus), 2602 nucleotides long. Lineage: Eukaryota; Viridiplantae; Streptophyta; Magnoliopsida; Proteales; Nelumbonaceae. The record is from RefSeq and is a predicted model, not a curated record.